This is a messenger RNA of Pseudomassariella vexata, 1000 nucleotides long. RefSeq lists its product as uncharacterized. The transcript has 2 exons. The coding region runs from base 171 to 710 and encodes 179 amino acids. Lineage: Eukaryota; Fungi; Ascomycota; Sordariomycetes; Amphisphaeriales; Pseudomassariaceae. The record is from RefSeq and is a predicted model, not a curated record.
CGAGAGACGCAGGAACCAACACAUGUUGAUGAAACGCAAGUCGUCUCAUCUGGGAUGGCCCGGCGCAGGAUUUAAGCUUCAGUCGUCGCCAUCAUCCACACCACUUAUCCAAUAAAUACUGCACUCGACCGUAUAUUCCUAACUCUGUAGAAACCCAUUUGCCCGCAAUUAUGUCGUUCCUCAUCUCAACUGCCAACUUGACCAAAACGACGGGCAUUCCGCUCCCUGUAAGCAAAGCGACCGCCAUUGCCAUCCUGCACGACCACGACAUCUUCCUCAACACGGACCCCCACGUUGUGAAGUACACCAGCCUGGCCCCGGCGGUAGCCACCGACGUCGCCAAGGCCCGCGCAGAGUACAAGAUCCCCGCCGCCGUAGACCCCAUCGUGGGCACGCCCCCGGUAAGGGUGUACGAGAUGCUGGAUCAUGUGCCGAACCCUGUGUGGAGCAGCGAGGUGGUGAGUCGGGAAGAGUUGGUCAAUUAUGGGGAGGGGUUGUGGACCAGGGUUAAGAGUCCUAUGGGCGUCGUGAUGGAGACGUUUUGGUUUGCGCGGGAACGCAAGGAUGGCGGUUGUGAGUUGGUCCAGGAGGUUUGUGUCAGCUGUAAUCGCAUGUUGAUGGGACUGGUCAAAAGCCAGGUUGAAGAGAACUUUCAAGUUAUUCAUGAUAAACUCAUUGAAGCCAUGGUUAAGAAGCAGGGCGCUGCUUGAAGAGGACGGGGGAGAUGGACACGUUGGUUCAAGCCUGGGUAUUGCACGGCCAGUUUGGAAUCUCCGGAUGUAGUGGUAUUCGCGUCACACAUCCAACGCGCAAACCUCUGUUGCUUAGCUACGGACAGGAGCAUUGGAGCACCGCAACCACGGGUAUGGACGUAGUAGCUUCAGUUAAAGAGGUCAUGUUCAAGAUGCUUAAGAUUGUGUAUCGCUGAAGUAGAUCACUCCAUGUGUUCCAUACGUCUCAUAGCGGACAGCUGCCCACAAAUACACAUCCGCCGUAAGGG